Messenger RNA from Carassius auratus (goldfish), 1344 nucleotides. RefSeq names its product ras association domain-containing protein 8-like. The record is from RefSeq and is a predicted model, not a curated record. NCBI's taxonomy places the organism in Eukaryota, Metazoa, Chordata, Actinopteri, Cypriniformes, Cyprinidae. The transcript is spliced from 2 exons. Bases 1 to 1344 code for a protein of 447 amino acids.
AUGUUGUCCCAAACCGGUCGCACUGGUCGAUACACUCUGAGAGAAAAAUUCAAAGAAUUUGAACGUAAUGUGACUCCAGAUGAACCUCUCUUGGAGUCCUUGGAGAAAUAUGGUGAGCAAGCGAAGGAGGUGCAGCUCACUUUGAAGCACAUUGGUCCAUUCCUUGGGGAAGAAACAAACCAGCCCAAAGCCCAAAUGAGGCGAGUGGAGGGGACAGGGAGAGUGCGCAGAAGCAGCGGGGCAAUUGCCCAACACCGCCAGAGCCUCCCACUGCUAUCACACCUCUGCCUCCACUCCGAGCCACCACCCGAGGAACCAAAGGGACCCAGGAGGAAGUCACUAACGCUAUUGGGGGAAGCAUGGGGUUGGCUGGAAAACUUGGGCAGAGGCAGGAAGCAGCAAUCAGGACAAGAUAAGGGGACAGACAAGGAGGGCAAUAAAGGAAAUGGGCACACAGAUAACACAUCUCUGAGACCAACCAAAAAUUCCCUGGCUUCUGGGAAGCCACAAGCAAGAGACAAAAAUAGAGUUCCACUACAUCAGCCUUUUAUCAGUUGCCUUGGGAUCCGUGGGAGAUGCACUGAUGAGAGUGAUGUAUGUGAGAGACGAGAGGAAGAGGAACAGAAAGGGACCAAGGAGGACCUGAAAACAUUAAAUUCAGUUGUUCCUCUGGUCCAAACAAUCCAUCAAGAGACAGAGAGUGAGGAGAUUGUAGAGUUAAGAAGACUAGUUGUCCAACAAGAGGCUAGUCUGCAAGAACUAAAUCUCAAAAUCAAGUCAACAGACCAGUUGGUCCUUGAGCUCGAGCAGCAGCAAGCUACCAGGGACUUCUCCGAGCUGUUACUGGAAGAGGAGGAACAGCUCAAGUUCUGGCUGAAUGAACUUAAGGCGGAGGAAGUCUUUGAGAGAGACCUCCAGAGGCAGUUCUUUCAGAUAAAAGAGGAAGCUGCUGAGUGCAAAGAUAAACUGGAAGAGUACAAACAGAAACUGCAAGCGACGGACUUGAGAUACUUACAGCAGCAAACAGAACAUGAAACCAUCACCGGAGAGAAUAUCCAAGCAGAUGCACCAAAACUUGUCCAAAAAACUGUCAAACAAAUACAGAUCUCAGCAGACGGAUCACAUGGAGAUAGUGGAACAAAAAGAGUGGUCACAACGUUGGAGUCCAAACUCCCAUAUGUGCUUGUUUCAGCAAACCAGAUAUCUAAUCCUCCUCCAAGCAGUCCAGAAGAUCUGAGGCAAUGGUGGACACGAUGGUCUCAGAGCCAGAACCCAACAUCAGUGACAAAACCUAAGAUGCACCGCUCUGAAAUCACCAUACAGUUAGGAAGCACCAGAGUUUAA